AUGGGCUCCCGGCUGAGCCGGCAGAGCAGCCUGGAGGAGGAGAGCGGCGAGGAGCCCUGCCCCGGCAGGCUGGAGAGCGGCCGGGGCGACUUCCACCUCUCCUCCCUGCUCCUGCACCCGCAGAAGCUGCCCGGGGUGCUGCGGAAAGCCUCGCCCGCGCCCUACGUGCGGCGGGUGGGGUGGCUGCGGGAGAUCCAGGCCACCAUCCGGGAGCACAAGCGGGAGCACGCCGUGCACAUCCUCCGGCUGCUGAGGAAGGACCUAGGACUGGAAGGAACAUUUCUCAAUGAAGUGCUCUACAAAAAUGCAACUUUCCUCAACUUGGUGGAUCCAAUCUCCCAUGACCUGCUGAUGAGCCUUGCUAGAGAUCUGCAAUGUCCCAAAAAGGAAUAUGACCCCUGGAAAUCCUCAGACAGGAUCUGCAGGCAGCUGAUUUACCACCUGACCCCGCACUCAAAAUGGCACCGGCACGGGAUGCCCCGCAGGAAGUCCCAAGUGUGCCUGAAGACCAGCCUGCAGAAGAAGGUGAGCCAGGACUCCAUGGAUUUGUCAGGGAUCCCCCUGACCAUGCGGGAUGUCCACCGCAUGGCCUACUACCUGCAGAACAACGGGGACCACCUCACCUCGGUGGACCUGAGCUUCACGGAGCUGAACGAUGACAUGGUGCGCCUGCUGCUGCCCUUCCUCUGGGCGCUCCCCAAACUCACUCACCUGUCCCUCAACGGCAACCGGCUGACGCGGGCGACCAUGAAGGAGCUGACUGACACCAUGAAGGACAUGAACAAGUUCCCUUGCCUGGCCUGGGUUGACCUCGGCAACAACGUGGACGUGUCCUCCAUGCCGCAGCCGCUGCUCGUGGGCCUGCGCAAGCGCCUCAGCCAGCAGACCACGCUGCCGACCAUCUAUGAGGCGCUUGACUGCGACUCUGAGAUCACCGGCGGGCACGAGGGCAGCCAGCCAGAGGAUGAAGCAGCCGGAAGCACCCCGCCACGUGCUUUUUCUCAGCAGGGCUGCGAGAGGUGA
This is a messenger RNA of Pseudopodoces humilis (Tibetan ground-tit), 1023 nucleotides long. RefSeq names its product leucine rich repeat containing 75B (gene LRRC75B). NCBI's taxonomy places the organism in Eukaryota, Metazoa, Chordata, Aves, Passeriformes, Paridae. The record is from RefSeq and is a predicted model, not a curated record.